GUUCGCGCGAAUCUGGAUGGAUGGAUAUACCCAGACAUGCCAUAGAUUUGUCCAUUUUUCGUACUGGUCGCCUGUCUGAUUCCAACGUACCCUGCAAUGCGGGGUGUGUCUCUGAUUCUGGAUGGACCUGGUCAUGGAGCUGAAGCUCUUCCGCGGACCCAAUCCCAACGCUCCUCCUCCUCCUCCACCACCACCACCACCACCUUCACCACCACCACCACCACCACUACCACCACCACCUCCACCACCACCACCUCCACCACCACUACCUCCACUGCACCGCAACUGCGCCUAAAGUAUGGAAAAAAUAAACCCCGUGCGGCACGGCAGACUUUCUUGGAGGGGGAUGGGGGAGCGAGCGAGCGGCUGGGCAGCGAAGCCUCGAUGAUGCUGAUGCUGAUGAUGAUGAUGAUGAUGAUGUCGGUUCCCAGAAACCCCGUGUACCCUCGUGACUCUGCCUGGCCCAUGGCUUUUCUGCCGAGGAAAGGUCCCCCCCCCGAGUCCCUCGAAAGGCCGGUCUUACCAAGAACACCAACUACCACACACCACACACACACUCAGACACACACAUCCUGAGCGGCGGGCGCACCAUGUUACUUCCAUCUGCUAAGCAAGAGCACGGUGCUCCUCCACCGAUGGACCCCAUAUUCUCCUACCUACUUAAAAAGCUUCAGAUGCCUCCCCACUCUUCCCGUCACGCCAAUUGCUUCUUCUCCCCCUUCCCUCACCCCACUACUCAUCCGGACCAUACCGUGCUCGACCAUCCAUAUAUACAAACGAAAGACUGCACCCUUCCGCCCCCUGGAACUACAUACCUACUACUGC
Messenger RNA from Tricharina praecox, 825 nucleotides. RefSeq lists its product as uncharacterized. The transcript has a single exon. The record is from RefSeq and is a predicted model, not a curated record. Bases 97 to 576 code for a protein of 159 amino acids. Lineage: Eukaryota; Fungi; Ascomycota; Pezizomycetes; Pezizales; Pyronemataceae.